Rhizoctonia solani is the source of this 672-nucleotide messenger RNA. RefSeq names its product vesicle transport v-SNARE protein vti1. Gene Ontology annotation, molecular function: SNAP receptor activity; SNARE binding. NCBI's taxonomy places the organism in Eukaryota, Fungi, Basidiomycota, Agaricomycetes, Cantharellales, Ceratobasidiaceae. The transcript is spliced from 4 exons. Bases 1 to 672 code for a protein of 223 amino acids. The record is from RefSeq and is a predicted model, not a curated record. Gene Ontology annotation, biological process: intra-Golgi vesicle-mediated transport; intracellular protein transport; Golgi to vacuole transport. Gene Ontology annotation, cellular component: Golgi apparatus; late endosome membrane; endoplasmic reticulum membrane.
AUGGAUAAUUCGCCUACCGCCUUGUUCGACUCCUAUGCGCAGGACUUCCAACAACUGAUCAACUCGGUACGCGAGAAGCUUGAGGCUCCUACUACGAAUGGCGAACAACGCAAAGCUGCCCUUCGCCGUGUAGAAAUGGAGCUUGACGAGGCAGACGAGAUGAUUUCACAGAUGGAAGUAGAGAUCCAGUCGAUGCCCCAAAGCUUACGAGGGACAUACAAUACCCGUGUGCGCGGAUUGAAGACUGAGCUAGCGCGCUGGAAGAAGAGUGCCAAGGACCUACAUAUUCAAUCUUCUCGUACGGAGUUAUUCAACAACGCGACAUCGGGUGCCGAUGAUCCGUAUGGAGACGACGCAACCAAUCAGCGUACUCGGCUUCUCGCCGGAACUCAAUCACUAGCAGACUCUUCACGCCGCCUCGAAGAUUCACAUAGGAUCGCCCUCGAGACAGAAGAUGUUGGAGCCGAUAUUCUGCGCUCGUUGCGUGUUCAGCGAGAACAAAUUGAACACACAAGGGAUACGCUCGGCGGCGCUGAUCGAAGCAUCGAUAGGGCAAGUGGAACUCUGAAGCAGAUGAUAACUCGGAUGUACCGACAGCGAUAUAUUACCUGGGCGAUAAUCGCCAUUCUUGUGAUCCUCAUCGUCCUCAUCUUGUGGUUCAAGCUCAGCUAG